CAGAUGUUCAAAACAAUUAUCAGUUGUAGUUAAAAACAUGUGUAUGGUACUGAAAACUUUUAAGUUGUCUAAGAAUCCUCUGGUACAUUUAUUUUUUUUAAUACUCAUUGUUACUACCGUUAGCAACCAAGCUGAUGAUGGACUUGCCGGCCCAACUCCUAUUCUAUCAAAUGAGGAGAAAGGAUCAACAAUUAAUGGUAAAAUGAUGGAAGAAAAAAAAAACAUGAUUAAAGGAUAUUUAGACAUGUUGCAUGCUAAAAAUAUCAAAAAACAGCCUAAUGAAAAUGAAAUAAAUAAUAUUGACCCCAAAGAAAAUAACAUACGUGUUGCAAAUAAUAUGAUUGAAGAUCAGAAAGUAGAUGAUGAAGAAGACCCAUUUGCUAGUAUGACGCUAGACUUAGUUCCUGAAGACUCAAUAACUCCGGGAAACCUUAAACCAGAAGAAAAGGAAUUAGAAAUAGAAAAAGAUCAGAAUAUCGAAGACAGAACAACAAGUUCAAAAAAAAAAAAGAAAAAGAAAAAGAAAAAGAAUAAUAAAAAUGAAUCAGAAAUUAAUCCCGGAAACCUUAAACCAGAAGAAAAGGAAUUAGAAGCAGAAAAUUAUCAGAAUAACAAAGACACAGAUCCUACUCAAUCAAAUUUGGAGAAAGAUGGAAUGAUGGAAGAAAAAAAAAACACGAUUAAAGAAAUUUUUGACAGGAUGAAUGCUAUAAAUAGCACAAAACAGCCUAAUGAAAAUGAAAUAAAUAAUAUUGACCCCAAAGAAAAUAACAUACGUGUUGCAAAUAAUAUGAUUGAAGAUCAGAAAGUAGAUGAUGAAGAAGACCCAUUUGCUAGUAUGACGCUAGACUUAGUUCCUGAAGACUCAAUAACUCCGGGAAACCUUAAACCAGAAGAAAAGGAAUUAGAAACAGAAAAUUAUCAGAAUAUCGAAGACAGAACAACAAGUUCAAAAAAAAAAAAGAAAAAGAAAAAGAAAAAGAAAAAGAAUAAUAAAAUAGAAUCAGAAAAUAAUCCUGAUACUCAAGAUACGCCACAUCCAUUGGGGCCAAUUAAUCCGAAAGACUUGACACUAUCUUCACUCGAGAAUGUUGGAAUCAUAAAAAUUAAAGGAGAAGUAGAUCCGGUCAGCGAAGCUAUAAGAAAAGAAAAGAAAAGAAACAUAUUUAAAGAAUUUGCACCUACAGAAGGAAAUGCACGCAUAUAUUGUACAUUUUUGGGAAAUGUAUUAAAAAUGUACAACAAAGUAAAAAAACGUUUUAUUGGACACUUUUGUCAUGCAAUUGUUUUUGGUGCCCCAAUAAUCUUAAAAAAUCAUCGGGUACACUUGAGCGAAAACAUGAGAGAUCAGCUGCGUGAUAUACAUUCACACAAAGAUUUAAGUCUUCUUAUCGUCAUUAUGGAAUUUCCAAAUUAUAAAUUUUGGGUACAAGCGUUAAAUAACAACAAAGGCAUGAAAAACUUAAUUAUAGAUAUAAUACAUACGGUCGUGCAUUAUAAAAUUGACGGAAUACAAUUUUCAAAUUUACAUCCAAAAAAGGAAACCGAUGAAGUAAAUCCACACAUGAUGAACAAUCUAAUAAAAUUCUUUGAAAAACUAGAACAUGCUGCAAAAGCAAAGAAUCAUGAUUUAAAAAUUGGCAUAACCAUCGAUAUGCACGGUCUGUCGAUCAUAAAAAGUUUUACUUCAUUCAAACAUUUAAAUUUACUGGUCACUUGGUAUUCAUUCAAAACGAUUUCCAUGGUAACAUGUUCAUCAGAUUACAAGGAUACAAGCACUUCUCCAUUGGAAGGAAACAUGGGCUUUAAAAUGACAAUUAAUACAUUAAUCGAGAAAAUUAAUGACAAUAACGAAUUUGAUAUGACGAAACUUGUAGUUGGUAUACAAUUGUUUCCAAAUAAAGAAGAUGAUUCACACCCAUACACAUAUGAAGAGUUAUGUUCAAGCCCAAAGGACACUUGGCACAAAUGGUGUGCUGCGAAACCUGAAGAUAAUCGGGCAAAGGGUAGAUUUUUGCGGGGUACUCAAAUUGGAGGCGUCCAACUGUAUUACAUGCAUUCUGACGAUUACAGGUCCACGUGUGGAUGUUAUUCGUUCCCGUUGAUCCGGGCACUUCUUCGGGGCUUGAUUAAAGUUGAUACGCCAGAAACGUGUAAUUUUGAAACGGCACACAACUAAACACACGCAAUUGUAUCAACUAUCAAGAGCCAUUAUAAUAAUAUUAUGUUUCCCUCGUUAGUCAUAAACUCAUAACUCAUAAAUCAUAUUAAUUAUUAUUGGGCGCUUAUGGAAUACUAACAUUAUAAUAUUAUAUUAUAUUGUCGUUAUUAUUAUAUCAAUAUUUUGUAAAAGUA
Messenger RNA from Metopolophium dirhodum (rose-grain aphid), 2355 nucleotides. RefSeq lists its product as uncharacterized. The transcript is spliced from 8 exons. Lineage: Eukaryota; Metazoa; Arthropoda; Insecta; Hemiptera; Aphididae. The record is from RefSeq and is a predicted model, not a curated record. The coding region runs from base 38 to 2179 and encodes 713 amino acids.